GGAGUGUAUUUUGUCGUGAUUAUUUUCACGUCCUACCGUAGAUCUCUAAUUCAUUUUCUGUGUAUCUUUGUGUAACCUUUGUAAUUAGACGCCGGUACCAGUCGAUAUUUACUGAGUUCUUGCCUGGUUUCGUAGGCCAAAGUAUAAUCGCCAGCGUACGGAGUGGACGGACGGGCUGUGCAUAAAAACAAAGGAAGAAGACAACAGAUGUGACAGAGGUCUAAUUUUUCAUGAAAAAAAAUACAUUGGUGCGAUAGAGGAACGAUUAUUCAGUUGAUAUCAUUACGAUAAGCACCUCCAAAUGGGCAAGAGCCGAUUCCUCUGCGGUUAGCUGCUUGGUGUCAACACGUACGGAAUUUUUGAGGUGUAUUUCUGAUCACAGAUCGUAGCGAGAGCGAGAGCGAAAACGUUUACGGGAAUCUUGUUUUAACAGGUUCAAGUAGGCAUUGACAAACAGCGGCAAUUCAAGAAGCGGAACUCCAAAAACAUCUUCCUUCUUACGGGACGAACACGACACAAUUUGGAACGGCGUUUGUACGUGUGCUUGUGUGUGUGUGUGCUACACGAUUAGCUAAGAGGCUGGCGGCGUAAUUCCAGUUUUUCAUUUUUAUGGGCAACAUCGUCCUGCGGAACCGUAUCCUGGAGAAUAUGAACAAUCUCGACGGAGAUGAUGGUGGCGGAGAUAUUGAAAUGCUGCGCGAACGGUUGUUUAACGGUAUCCAACCGCAAGAUGACGAAGAUGAAUCGCCUGCGUCCCGGAGCGAAUUUGCCUCUAUCCUGCGCCAUCUCAUACGGAGCGGUGAAAUAAUGGUGCUUAACUACGAAAGCUACACGCAUCAUCCACUACCGGUGAUAAAGAAGAAACCGAAUCUACAGAAACUGAUGCGUAAUGACAUCUAUCACUCCACCAAGAGCGCAUCGGGACAGAACGAAAUGACGAGCGUUGGUGAGAAUUCGAAUACGUCUACUGCACCGUUUUCUCUAAUGGACAUGGUUACCCAGCGACAGCAAGGACUUGGAAAACGCAAGGGUCCGUUCAUGCAGAGUGAUAAAUGCAAGAUCAUGAACAACUUCCGGCCAAAUACCUGCACCGAAACGGUUAGUUCGUGCGAUUCGAAAGUGUUCUGCGGCAGGUUCACCACCAACGGGAAUCGUUUCGUAACGGCCAGCCAGGACGCGAUGGUACGCGUGUACGAUUCGUCCGGCAGCCAGUAUAAGCUGUUGCGCGUACUGGAGACGAAGCAUGUGGCUUGGUCUAUACUGGACAUCGAUUUCAGUCCCGAUGGCAACUCGUUCGUUUACAGUACCUGGGCCGACGCAUUGUUUAUUUCCAGCAUGGAUCGUGGAAUGUCGGACAGCAUACAUUCGCUAUACUUGAGCCCGAACAACCGGAAGCUAGGCGUAUUUACGGUGUGCUACUCGAGCUGUGGCAAGCACAUUUUGUGCGGUGCCAACGAUGGCAGGCUAUACGCGUACGAUAUCGAGGCCAAUCGGCGUACACUGAUGACGCCCGUUGCACGCGUCGAUACGGAUGUCAACUCGGUCGGGUUCGUCGAUGAGCUGUCGAACAUAUUCUUCAGCGGUAGUGACGAUAGCGUUAUAAAGCUAUGGGAUCGUCGGUGCAUGAACGAAUCGAACCCGGAAGCGGUAGGCCGGUUGAUUGGUCAUUACGACGGCAUAACGUACAUCAAUUCGCGCAAUGACGGUCGGUACAUAAUUUCGAACUCGAAGGACCAAAGCAUUAAGCUCUGGGAUCUGCGGAAAAUGUCACCGUCCAACAUCCGUCGCGAACCAUCCCAUAGUCAGUGGGAUUACCGAUGGGACGACGUACCGAAACGCUUCUUCAACAUUACGAAAUCGCUGAAGGGCGACACCAGUAUAAUGACCUACCGUGGUCACAAAGUGCAGAAGAGCUUAAUCCGCGCAAAAUUCUCCCCUGCAAGCACUACCGGCCAGCGGUACAUCUAUACCGGAUGUGGUACUGGUCGUUUGAUAAUUUAUGACGUACUGACCGGCUCGAUAGUGGAAGCGAUUGAGGGACAUCAUGAUAUUGUGCGCGACGUGGACUGGCAUCCACACAGACCCGAAAUCAUGACUUGUUCUUGGGACUGCAGCGUACAUCGGCAUAUGCAUUGCAGCUCGAUCGAGAAGCAGGAGCACCGGGAAAGGGAGUCAGCAUUGAAGACCGGUCAGCAGCGUAUGCGUCGCCGCCUGUAUAAUCCGAAUCUUUCCAACGAUACUGGUUCCGAUGAUGAUGAUGACGACGAGUUGCCGGAACAGCCACCGGUUCGACGAUCGCGUCGUUUGGCCGAACGGUACAGUAACGAUGGAGGCCGGCACAGCGCAAGCAGUAGUAGUAGCAGCAGCAGCAGUAGCAACGCAAGCACUAGCAGUGGUCGCAGUAGCAGCAGCAGCAGCAGUGGCCGCAGCUCAAGCUCCGGACGAAUCAGCCGUAAUGGGAAUUUUUCCGCCUCACGAUCGAUGCCCUCGUUCGAGUCAUCUAUUCGUUCUUUGCGCCGACGGCUUCGCGACAGUCCGUGAUAAACAUGAUCCGUCGUGUUUUACGGGUGGGCGCUGCUGUUGCUGUUUAUGUCGACAAAAGCGUAAAAAGCAAACAAAAGCAUGGAAUAGCAUGAUGCGGCAGUGCCCGCGAACUACCUUUCCUUAUGCGUUACUGCUACAGGUGCAGGUCUUCAACCACGAUAGUACGUGGUAAAUAUGUGACGCUACAUGGAAAAUAGAAUUAUUUAAAUCAGGAUGUAGUGUUACAACGAUUAAUUGCUAGAGACAGAAGGAGAGAGAUCAGGAUACACUGGAUAUGCAAAUUAUUUUCCUGUUUGUUUUCAUUUCAACGUUAAGAAAUCUUUUAAUAAAACUUCGGGAAGGAAUGGCUACAAUAUCAUACAGAAAAUGCAAAUUAGUUUCGCGAUCGUGUUUAGGAAAAGUUUAAAAUUUUUCCAUUUAACACAACUUUUGCGUUUGCUGUUAAAAACAAGUUGAAGUUCAGCGUCAAGCUUCAAACUGUACGACUUUUUGAAGAUAAAUGUUCCCAGAUGCAAUGAAAGUGUAGGACCACACGUAAUAGAUUAACGAUAAUUUCCCCUUUUUUGUGUUUUCUUUUUUUUAAGAUAUUUACACGUAAACAAAUUCGCAAAAAGAAACCCCAAACAUCAAACCGUAUCGUAGGAGCAAAACUCCCAUCCGUGCGCGUACAUAUGUGCUUGUAAUGGCUAUUGAUUAUCACACUCCUUUUUUAUCAGGGCUGCCACAUCGUGGCGGGGCGAAUUGUGCGCAGAAGGGGGGAAUGUAGCGGGAGCACAUUAAUCAUUCUACUGUACAUUUUAUGUAAUGUUAUAUAUAUUCGAUGGACUGAUUUUUGUAUUCAAUUAUUCAACUGUUAUAAAAGGGCGGAAGAGCGUGGAGCAUAUUUCAGUAAAAUCGAAUAAAGUUAAAAUAA
This is a messenger RNA of Anopheles moucheti, 3457 nucleotides long. Its product is annotated as DDB1- and CUL4-associated factor 11. Gene Ontology annotation, cellular component: Cul4-RING E3 ubiquitin ligase complex. Lineage: Eukaryota; Metazoa; Arthropoda; Insecta; Diptera; Culicidae. Gene Ontology annotation, molecular function: protein binding. The record is from RefSeq and is a predicted model, not a curated record. The coding region runs from base 610 to 2541 and encodes 643 amino acids. Gene Ontology annotation, biological process: proteasome-mediated ubiquitin-dependent protein catabolic process. The transcript has 9 exons.